CGUUAGACAUUAAAAUACUCCUAAUAAAUGCUAAACCAACCAGAGGUUUCAGCAGCAGCAGCAGCAGCAGCUAUCCAUCCAUGAUCCAUGGCGAUCACCACUUCAAUCUAUCUCCUACUCCUUAUCACAACCUCCGCCGCCUCUCCUCUCUCCUUCAACCUCUCCGCCAUCACGACUGAUCAGACCAACCGCGAGAUCAUGAUUCAAGGCGACGCCUACAUAACCACGGGAGGACUCCAGGUCACCAACAACGAGAAGAGCAGCGACGGCACCCAACUCACCGGCCGCGCCAUCUACACUGAACCCCUGCACCUAUGGGACAACGCCACCGGCAACUUGACCGACUUCAACACCCACUUCUCCUUCGUCAUCCAGGCCACCGGCUGCGCCGCCGACGGGCUCGCGUUUUUCCUGGCUCCGGUCAAUUCCACGAUUCCGGCGAACUCCUCCGGCGCCGGCCUCGGCCUCGCCCCAUGGUCAGCCGCACCUGGUCCUCUAAUAGUCUCCGAAGGCCCAUUCGUGGCGGUCGAAUUCGACACAUACUCUAAUUCUGAGUUCGACGACCCGCAAGGCCAGCACGUGGGGAUCGACUUGAGGUCUCUGAACUCCACCGUGUAUGCACCGUGGACAAACAAUCUAACGGCGGGCAAUACCACUGAGGCUUGGAUUAGUUAUAAUUCUUCAAACAAGAAAUUUCUAGUGAAUUUUACUUAUUUUGAACAAUUUUCAACGCCUUAUAACUCGAGUAUUGAAUACACUAUAGAUCUCCGGACUAUUCUACCGGAGUUUGUCGAAAUCGGGUUCUCUGCAGCGACUGGAGGCUGCUUCCAGACAAACAAUGUCAAGUCAUGGAGUUUCAGUUCCACUCUGGAUCUGAAAAUCGAAGAUACGCCGUCUAAUGUCACCGGCCCUGACCCCGAGGACACGCGUCCGCCAUCUAAUGAAACCGGCCCUGCCCCCGAACCGGCGGGAAAAACGGUCAGGUUGAUUGCGGGUUUAUCUACGGCGGCAGCGGUUGGGCUGGUUUUGGUGGGAUACUGGCUAUGGAGAUGGAAAAGAGGGAGAAAUGGGGGCGACGAGGAGGAGGAGGAGGACGGGGAUCUUUCGGCUAUGGAGAUGGAUUUUCAAAAGGGAAGUGGGCCUAGAAGAUUCUCCUACGGAGAACUUGCGGCCGCCACGGGUAAUUUUGCGGAGGAAAACAAGCUAGGUGAGGGCGGAUUUGGUGGAGUCUUCCGAGGCUUCUUGAAGAAUCUGGACUCACCACAUGUUGCGGUGAAGCGGGUUUCCAAGAACUCGAAGCAAGGAGCAAAGGAGUACGUGUCGGAAGUGAAAAUCAUCAGCCGGCUACGCCACAGGAACCUCGUACAACUCAUAGGUUGGUGCCACGAGAAGCGUGAGCUCCUUCUGGUGUAUGAACUCCAACCAAACGGCAGCUUAGACUGUCACCUCUUCAACAGAAAAAAUCCCCCACUUAACUGGGAGACGCGGUUCAAGAUUGCCCGGGGGCUUGCAGCGGCGCUGCUGUACCUACACGAGGAGUGGGAGCAGUGCGUGGUCCACCGAGACAUCAAGUCGAGCAACGUCAUGCUCGACUUGGCCUUUAAUGCUAAACUAGGCGACUUCGGGCUGGCCAGGCUCAUUGACCACGACAAGGGGUCGCAGACGACGAUCCUGGCAGGCACGAUGGGCUACAUGGCGCCCGAGUGCAUGAUGACGGGAAGGGCGAGCAAGGAGUCGGAUGUGUACAGUUUCGGGAUAGUGGCGCUGGAGAUUUCGACGGGGAGGCGACCGAUAAGGGGGCAGGUGAGGACGGUGGAGUGGAUGUGGGAGUUGUACGGGGCGGGGCGGGAGUUGGAGGCGGCGGAUGGGAGUUUGGAGCGGUGUGGAGGGUAUGAUGAGAGGGAGAUGGAGAGGUUGAUGGUGGUGGGGCUGUGGUGCGUGCAUCCGGAUGACAGGCUUCGACCGUCGAUGAAGGAGGUGGUGCGGGUUCUAGGGUUCGAAGGGGAGGCGCCGCCUCAAUUGCCGCCCAAAAUGCCGGUACCUACCUAUGGUGCUCCGCCGCCGCCAUCUAGUGUUGCGUCUUUGAUUUAUGCAUCGGAUGCGACUUAUUCGUCUUCGGGUAAUAGUUAUGGCUCUACCGCCACUUCUUCAUCUGGUGCUUCUGCUUCUGCGGCGCUAUUGCAUUCGAGAUGAGGUGAUGAUACGAUCGUGAGUCCAUCGGUUAAAGGGGUGCGGUCUUGUGUAAGGAGACUCUCAGUUCGUUAGGAGAUUAUGAGUUUUGAUUAUUUCGCACUUGGGACUUUUUGGUCCUAAACCUAAACACUAAAUCAUUUAUUUUGUUUAUUCUUUGAGAUGUAAAAUAAUGUCAUAUGCACGUACUCACAUUAUAAUAGGUAUUUUGAUUUAACACUACAUAUAAUCGAAUGAUA
Molecule: messenger RNA, 2429 nt
Organism: Salvia splendens (bonfire salvia)
Lineage: Eukaryota; Viridiplantae; Streptophyta; Magnoliopsida; Lamiales; Lamiaceae
Product: L-type lectin-domain containing receptor kinase IX.1
Exons: 2
Coding region: 88-2193 (701 amino acids)
Biological process (GO): protein phosphorylation
Molecular function (GO): protein kinase activity; carbohydrate binding; ATP binding
Source: RefSeq, a predicted model, not a curated record